AUGGACUCUCUAGUGCAGUCGGGCCUUCGCGGCCAUUCGCAGCACAUAUGGACUUGCGUCCAGACUCUUGUGAUCGUAUUGCGCUCUGUCAGUGUGAGUGAGCGUCAGAAGUGUGUGUCCUUAUUUGUCAAGCUGUUGCUGGAUCCUAGCUUUCCAAAACGGAAAGUCCUGGAAAAGCUGAAGAUGCUAUGGAUCGUCGACGCCAAUCCCAGACGGACCUAUGCAGAUUCACUGCAGCAGCUGCGGAUUGCGGCAAAGUCCACCACCGAAGCAGAUGUGCAGCGCGAGCUGUACAAACUCGUUUCCGUUGGCUGA
Symbiodinium sp. CCMP2592 is the source of this 315-nucleotide messenger RNA. The record is from the annotation of a GenBank genome assembly. NCBI's taxonomy places the organism in Eukaryota, Dinophyceae, Suessiales, Symbiodiniaceae.